GCGGAAGUUAAACAAAAAAUGGCCUCUGCAGCAUGUGUGGGUACUGCUGGAAGAUGGUUGUGUUCUCGUAUUUAAGACUAAUAUUUCAGCAACCAUGUCUUCAGUUCAGCAUCUCAGAGAGUUUAUCAGAGAGCGACUAACUGCUGCUGCUCAAGAAAUCUUCACAGAGGUUGAAAAAACCAUCAUUUGCUACGAGGAAGAGCUCGAUGCUCAGCGCAGAAUGAUGGGGAUCAACUGGAAACCAGAAAUUAAGCUACACAGAGUCGGUUCGGAGCUGCAGAGACAAAGUUCUGACCUCCAGAAGCCACGUGUCUCCAGAGAGGAGGAAACCUUUGCCAUCCAACAGGUCUGUCACCAGGGGAGGAAGACCAGUCACGACGAGGAGGAAGUAGGACAUCAGUUGACUGAAAAAGAACAGAUGGAACCAGAGCCUCCAGUGAAAGAAGGGGGAAAAAACCCAGAACCUACAUGGAUUAAAGAAGAGAAAGAUGAACCAGAACCACCACUGAUCAAAGAAAAGGAGGAAAUGGAUACUUCAGCACUUACCAAUGAAAAACCAGAACUAGAAUACUUACCAACUAGACAUAACCAGAAAGACCUCUGUAGCAGUCAGGAGGGAGAGCAGCUUGUCCAGAAGCAGAUUGUUGCUUUGAUUGAGACUUCUACUCUUGAGGCAGUUGGCUUGAGUGAAGAAGAAAAAAGAACUCAGCAGCUUUCCCUUCAUAUGUCUCGUGAAAUCGAGAGCAAUGAUCAAGAAGAAAGCAGCUCCACUGUGUCAGAGAGUCAGUCUCAUACUGACACAAAUAAAAGUUCUUUCAAAUGUGAUAUUUGUGGGAGAUGUCUUAAAAAUCAGUGCAACCUGGUAAAGCAUUACAGAACCCACAAAGGUGAGAGGCGUUUUUCUUGUGAAACAUGUGGAAAAUUGUUCUUAAAGAGAGCGACUUUGAAUGUUCACAUGAGAACACACACGGGUGAGAGACCUUUUUCAUGUGAAACAUGCGGUAAAUGCUUCUCUCAAAUUGGUCAUUUAAAUGUGCACAAAAAACUUCAUACUGGUGAAAAACCCUUUACAUGCAAAACAUGUGGGAAAAGUUUUUCUCUAAAUUGUAAUUUAAAUCUACACAAAAAAUAUCAUACAGGUGAGAGGUGUUUUUCAUGUCAAACGUGUGGAAAAAGUUUCUCUAUAAUUCAACAUUUGAAUGCACACCAGAGAACCCAUACAGGUGAGAAACCUUUUUUAUGCCAAUUAUGCGGGAAAAGUUUCUCUCAUGUUGUUAAUUUAAAUUUCCACAAGAAAAUACACACAGGUGAGAAGUUUUUCUCAUGUCAAAAAUGUGGAAAAAGUUUCUCUCUAAUUCACUAUUUAAAUGUGCAUCAGAGAACACACUCAGGUGAGAAACCUUUUUUAUGCAAAUUAUGCGGAAAAAGUUUCUCUCAAAUUAGUCAUUUGAAUCUCCACAUGAAAACUCACACAGGUGAAAAGCCUUUUCCUUGUGAAACAUGUGGAAAAUGUUUUGUAAAUGUUUCAAAUUUGAAUGUUCAUAGAAGAACUCACACAGGCGAGAGGCCUUUUCCUUGUCAAACAUGUGGAAAAAGUUUCUCUCACAUUAGUAAUUUAAAUCUCCACAAGAAAACUCAUACAGAUGAGAAGCCUUUUUCAUGUGAAAUAUGUGGAAAGGUUUUCCUUAAUGCUGGAAAACUAAAUCGCCACAAAAAACAAACGCACAAGUGUGGGAAGUAGUUAUUUCACUCAGAUUUACUAAUAUUUAAACUUUUUUGUUGUUUUUUCAAAAUACAUUAGAAAAGGAAAAAUUACUAAUUCUGUUUCAGCAUGCUUUGGAAUGAAGGUGCGAUGUUGGGUUUAGCAGACAUUUUGUACCAGAUCUUAGGAAACUUUGCUGUGCGUGAUUAUCAGCAGUUUGGAUUUAUUUUGGAGCUCGUUUGGACUCUUAUUCAUGGAUUUUUUUUUUAGAGAGCAUAUAAAAUGUUCUACAGAAAAUGCUCGUAAGGAAGCUUAAAUAGAUUUAAAACUAAAUAUAUCUUAGAUUUAGUUUUAAAAUCUAAAAUUGGCAUUUUGCCAAAAAUUGCAAAAAUCCCAUUUUGUCAAAAAUGGGUGUUUUAGGAUUUGCAAAACGGCCAAUCCAGAAACACAAUUUAUUUUUCUUUCUACUGAUAUGUUGUACCCCCAGUAAUUAAGGUUAGGAAAAACUUUUGAUGUUCGCUUUUGUGGUUGUUCUGAGACUGUUUAUCGGAGCAACCAAGAAACGGUGUCUGUUGUUCCGGGACUGUUACUAC
Molecule: messenger RNA, 2295 nt
Organism: Poecilia reticulata (guppy)
Lineage: Eukaryota; Metazoa; Chordata; Actinopteri; Cyprinodontiformes; Poeciliidae
Source: RefSeq, a predicted model, not a curated record